GGAGCGGGGGUAAACAUGUCAUUUCCACCCCUCCCCUCUCCUCUCACCGGCAACGGCAAAGCUCGACAGUCGACACAGUGGCAGUCGCAGACAUUCCUCGCGUCACCACCCUCGAUGCCGCGAUGGCGGCGGGGCCGCUCGCUCCGGCCGCUCCUCCGGCGAGGCCUCCUCGUGGCCGCCGUCUGCGCCGCCUCGCUACUCCUCCUCGUCGUCCUCCACCUCCACGGCCCUGAGCUCCCCUCGUCUUCGACCGCCCGAGCCUCCCCAUUCCGGGGCGAGCUCUCCGAGGCGCGGGACUCGGAUGACGGGGAGGCGGCGGCGGCGGCGGUGGAGGCUGGAGGGGGCGCCUCCACCACCGGGGCCGCGUGCGCGACGGUGGAGAGGAUGGGGGAGGAGGCCGCGGGGCGGGGCUCCCCCGAGGCGGCCAGCCUCCGCGUCCGCGAGCUCAUCCGCCGCCACUUCCUCCUCCACGGAGCUUCAAGAGUUAGAGAGCUUCCUGCAUAUGAGUUCUGCAAACAAGGGUUUGUGUUGGGGAAAGCCUCUGAAGCUGGGUUUGGUAAUGAAAUGUACAAGAUAUUAACAGCAGCAGCAUUGAGUGUUAUGUUAAACCGGUCUCUCAUCAUCGGGCAAACCAGGGGGUUAUAUCCUUUUGGAGAGUACAUUUCUUACACCAAUCAUUCAUUCACUAUUGGAGAAGUAAAGCAUUUAUGGAGGAAAAAUCGCUGUGCUAGAACAUAUGGUAGAAAUCUGAGUAUGAGAGUCGACAAUUUUGAACACCCAACAGAGACUAAUGUACUUUGCAGUGACUGGAAUAGCUGGAAAGAUCCAAUCAUCUGGUUUGAUGGUACAACAGAUGCAGUUGGGAUCCAAUUCUUUCUGAAGAAUGUUCAUGCUAGAAUGAAAACAGCUGCUUCGUCACUCUUUGGAUCCCCUGGCUCAUUACGUGCGAGACCUAAUACAUUUGGUGAACUUAUGCAAGUUAUAAUAUCUCCUUCACAGACAGUUGAAAAGGCAGUUCAAUGGGCUUUAAAGGGUUCCAGUCCUGAUAUUGUAUUGCACAUGCGCAUGAUGACAAACAGGCCAGUUCGAGCAAGAAAAGCUGCAGUUAAUUGUAUUAAGAGAGCUAUAGAGAUUUGUCAUUUGAAGGGUACACCUCGGGUAGCAGUAAUUUCAGAUACACCAGGCUUUGCCAAGGAUAUAAAGCAAGACAUCAGUGAGUUUGCUGAGGUGAUUUAUUUUGAUCACAAAAAGUUCUCCAGGAGUUUUGAUCUAGAGAUAACUGGAAGUGAAAAGGCUUUGGAUUUCCGUUCAAGAGACUGGGGUUCAGCUCCAAGGUGGGCAGCAUUUGUUGAUUUCUUUCUGGCUUCCCAAGCCAGAUAUGCAGUGGUCACUGGAGCACACCGACGUGUAGGGACAACCUAUGCACAACUCAUUGCAGCAUUGGCUGCAGCUAACAGAUUUGGUCGUGAGUCUUCAGGCACAAACUUCACAUUCUUAAGCAGUGUCCACAGCAACCUACUGGUUGACGGCCUCUCGUCACAGGGUGGCUGGGGCCAUAUCUGGAACAGAUAUGCUGGCCCUUUGAGCUGCCAACAUCAACAGCACCAAUGUGCCUUGACCCCACUCCUGGCACCUGCUUGGUGGGACGGCCAAUGGCAAAGCCCCAUUCCUAGAGAUGUGAGGAGAUUGCUGGAAUAUGGAGUCCGGUUAUCAAACACAGGAGAGGUGGAUGAGAGACACCUCAUGUCAUACUGUAGGUCAAGGAAAGAUCAUGUGAAAAGGUACCGUGUUCUUCCUUCAUACAAUAGUUCAAUGCAACUGUAGAAUGCGAAUGAGGCUCGUCAAGUCAUGCUCUUUUGGAGAGCGCAGUUUUGCACUACCACUUACCUAAGGAGCUAGUAUAGGUUAGGAUGGUUAGGCUUUUUGAAAUGGCCAUGACGCUAAUUUUGUAAGGUGGUUCCAAUUUUGGUGGGCUGUAUCAUGUAUACCUGGAACUGUCAUGUAGGAAAGCUAUAGAAAAUAGGCUAGACGUCGUUUCAAGGCAUGCCUUGUUUCGAAUCUUGUUGUUAUUGUUAUACAUCGCUGUUGUUGCUAAUAGUGCAACCAGAAUGUAGUGAAGAUAGUAAAAUCAAGAGACGUGAAACUGAUGUACUGAUGCAUAAUUACCAUGUGAAAUCCUUUAUUGGGUAUUAUACUCAACUGGAAAACUGUAAUGGUGGACAUUUUAUUUUUCCAAUUAAUAGGUGCAAUGCAAUAUUGCCAGUGGUGGCCACUGUUUUUCAUUUCA
Oryza sativa Japonica Group (Japanese rice) is the source of this 2287-nucleotide messenger RNA. RefSeq lists its product as uncharacterized. Lineage: Eukaryota; Viridiplantae; Streptophyta; Magnoliopsida; Poales; Poaceae. The record is from RefSeq and is a predicted model, not a curated record.